Adineta steineri is the source of this 1395-nucleotide messenger RNA. The record is from the annotation of a GenBank genome assembly. NCBI's taxonomy places the organism in Eukaryota, Metazoa, Rotifera, Eurotatoria, Adinetida, Adinetidae.
AUGAUGGCAUCUAUUGUUGAUUCUCAUAUUUUCAAAGAUAUUUUCGGUAAUGCUACGAUGCGUAGUCGUUGGACUGAUGAGGCACGCACUGCAUAUUAUUUGAAGUGGGAAGUUGCACUAGCUACAGUUCAAGCUAAACUCAAGAUUAUUCCUCAAGAAGCUUGUGAUGAGAUUAUCGCCAAAGCUAAGGUUGAAAACAUUGAUUUUGAUAAGCUCAAAGAGAAGACUGAAUUAAUUGGAUAUCCUGUAUUAGGUGUUGUACAACAGAUCGUUUCUAUUUGUCGUGAUGGUCUUGGUGAAUGGUGUCAUUGGGGUGCUACUACUCAAGAUGUCACUGACAGUGCUACUGUUAUGGCUAUACGCGAUUCUCUUGAUAUCAUCGAAGGUGAUCUGGAUCACAUUAUGAGUAGUGUAGCCAAGUUAGCUGAAGAUCAUCGAUUAACUCCUAUGGCUGGUCGUAGCAAUUUACAACAAGCUGUACCAAUUAGUUUUGGCUUUAAGAUGGCACGUCUCUUAGCCACUUUUCAACGUCAUAAGGAGCGUAUAGAAGAGAUUCGAAAGCGUGUUCUAACUUUGGAAUUUGGAGGUGCAGCUGGGACUCUUGCUACGUUGAAUGCUGACAUAGCAUUGAAGUGCCAGGAAGAAUUAGCACAUGAAUUAGGCCUAGCUCAACCGGAGAUUGCAUGGCAUACGGAGCGCGAUCGUUUUGCUGAAGUGGGUGCAUUUCUUGGUAUUCUAUGUGGCACUUUAUCCAAAAACGCAACGGAUAUUAAAUUAAUGAUGCAAACUGAGAUUGACGAAGUCUCUGAGCCAUACGUUCCUCAUCGUGGAUCCAGUUCUACUAUGCCAAACAAGUUUAAUCCGAUUAGUUGUGUAUAUAUUCAUGCACUCGCUGCUACUGUUCGUCAACAUUCAGCUGCUCUUAUGGAUGCUAUGUUAUGCGACCAUGAGCGUGCUACUGGUCCUUGGGAAAUAGAAUGGAUUGUUCUACCAGAAGCUUUCAUUCUUACAGCUGGUGCAUUAAGUCAAACAAAAUCAAUGAUGGCUGGUCUACAGGUCCAUCCAAAGAAUAUGAUGCGCAAUUUAAAUCUAACAAAGGGUCUUAUUGUAUCUGAGGCUGUUAUGAUGAGUCUUGGUCCGAAAUUAGGUCGUCAAUCUGCACAUGAUCUUGUGUAUACUUAUUGUCGUCGUGCACUUGAUGAGGAUCGUAUGUUGAUUGAUCUACUCAAAGAAGACAAAGAUAUCUCAGCAGUUUUAUCUAAUACUGAACUUGAACAUCUCUGCGAUCCUGCAAAUUAUCUUGGUCUAAGCGGAUCUAUGGUUGAGAACGUUCUUACUUCCUAUAAAAAAACUGUAAACAAAAAUAAAAAUUCCAAAGAUACCACCAGUCACUAA